Messenger RNA from Phalacrocorax carbo (great cormorant), 4566 nucleotides. The record is from RefSeq and is a predicted model, not a curated record. NCBI's taxonomy places the organism in Eukaryota, Metazoa, Chordata, Aves, Suliformes, Phalacrocoracidae.
GUGCAGGCAAGCCUGAGCUACGUGGCUGGAAAUCAGGAGUGACUUCACUGUACUCCAUUAAGUAUAAUGCUCCUGACGGUGUGGGACGCGGCGGGUCAAGGCUGACGGCGGCGCCGGCGGGACGGAGGCGGGCCGGCCGGGCGGAGGCGUGCCCGGGCGCUAGGACCUAGUGGGACGCGAGGCGGCUCCUCGGACCAGGCUAUAAAUUCGCCGUGACUCAGUCCGCUCGGCAGGGAACGCAGCGGGAACCAGCCAGAAAGCCAAGAUGGAGUACGAGUGGAAGCCCGACGAGCAGGGGCUCCAGCAAAUCCUGCAGCUGCUGAAGGAGUCCCAGUCCCCGGACACCACUACGCAGAGGGCCGUGCAACAAAAACUAGAGCAACUUAAUCAGUAUCCAGACUUCAACAGCUACCUGAUUUUUGUUCUUACGAAGUUAAAAUCUGAAGAUGAACCAACACGUUCCUUGAGUGGUCUCAUAUUGAAGAAUAAUGUAAAAGCACAUUUUCACAACUUUCCCAGUGAGGUGACUGACUUCAUUAAAAGUGAAUGUCUGAACAAUAUCGGUGAUUCCUCCCCCUUAAUUAGAGCUACUGUAGGCAUUCUUAUAACAACCAUUGCCUCAAAAGGGGAAUUACAGAAUUGGCCUGAGCUCUUACCAAAGCUUUGCAGCCUGUUGGAUUCUGAAGAUUACAAUACCUGUGAGGGUGCAUUUGGUGCUCUUCAGAAGAUAUGUGAAGAUUCUGCUGAAAUUUUAGAUAGUGAUAUAUUGGAUCGACCGCUCAAUAUCAUGAUACCUAAAUUCUUGCAGUUCUUCAAGCACAGCAGCCCAAAAAUAAGGUCUCAUGCUGUUGCAUGUGUCAAUCAAUUUAUCAUCAGCAGAACUCAAGCUCUUAUGUUGCACAUAGAUCCUUUUAUUGAGAAUCUUUUUGCACUGGCUGGUGAUGAGGAGCCUGAAGUACGUAAAAAUGUUUGCCGUGCUCUGGUAAUGUUGCUGGAAGUUCGAAUGGAUCGCCUGCUCCCUCAUAUGAUUAGUAUAGUUGAGUACAUGCUUGAAAGGACCCAGGACCAAGAUGAAAAUGUGGCUUUGGAGGCUUGUGAGUUUUGGCUGACUUUGGCUGAACAGCCAAUUUGUAAAGAUGUGUUAUGUCGGCAUCUUACUAAACUGAUACCUGUGCUGGUAAAUGGUAUGAAAUAUUCAGAGAUUGAUAUUAUUCUGUUGAAGGGGGAUGUUGAAGAAGAUGAAGCUAUUCCAGAUAGUGAACAGGACAUAAGACCUCGUUUUCAUCGUUCUCGGACAGUGGCUCAGCAACAUGAAGAAGAUGGUAUUGAAGAUGAUGAUGAUGAUGAUGAUGAACUUGAUGAUGAUGAUACUAUUUCUGACUGGAAUUUAAGGAAAUGUUCUGCUGCUGCUCUAGAUGUUCUAGCCAAUGUAUUUCGUGAUGAACUUCUGCCACACAUCUUACCCCUUUUGAAGGAACUGCUCUUCCAUCCCGAAUGGGUAGUUAAAGAAUCUGGUAUCCUUGUUCUUGGAGCAAUUGCUGAAGGCUGCAUGCAGGGUAUGAUACCAUAUCUUCCCGAGCUGAUCCCUCACCUUAUUCAGUGCCUCUCUGACAAAAAGGCUCUUGUGCGUUCCAUUACAUGCUGGACUCUUAGUCGCUAUGCACACUGGGUAGUUAGCCAACCCCCAGACACAUACUUGAAGCCAUUAAUGACAGAGUUGCUAAAGCGUAUCCUGGAUAGCAACAAGAGAGUACAAGAAGCUGCCUGCAGUGCCUUUGCUACUCUAGAAGAGGAGGCUUGUACAGAGCUUGUUCCUUAUCUUGCGUAUAUACUUGACACUUUGGUCUUCGCAUUUAGUAAAUACCAGCAUAAAAACCUGCUCAUUCUUUAUGACGCUAUAGGAACUCUGGCAGAUUCUGUAGGACAUCAUCUAAAUAAACCAGAAUACAUUCAGAUGCUAAUGCCUCCAUUAAUCCAGAAGUGGAACAUGUUGAAGGAUGAAGAUAAAGAUCUCUUCCCUUUAUUAGAGUGCCUGUCGUCAGUUGCUACUGCCUUGCAAUCUGGCUUUCUUCCAUACUGUGAACCUGUGUACCAGCGUUGUGUAAAUCUGGUGCAGAAGACCCUUGCACAAGCCAUGUUGCAUAAUGUUCAUCCAGACCAACAUGAGGCUCCGGAUAAAGAUUUCAUGAUUGUGGCUCUUGAUUUACUCAGUGGUUUAGCUGAAGGACUUGGAGGCAACAUUGAACAGCUAGUGGCUCGCAGCAAUAUCCUGGAACUAAUGUACCAGUGCAUGCAGGAUAAAAUGCCUGAAGUACGGCAGAGUUCUUUUGCAUUGUUAGGUGAUCUGACAAAGGCGUGUUUUCAGCAUGUUAAGCCUUGCAUUGCUGAAUUAAUGCCCAUUUUGGGAACCAACCUAAACCCAGAAUUCAUUUCUGUGUGCAACAAUGCCACUUGGGCAAUUGGAGAAAUCUCCAUUCAGAUGGGUAUAGAGAUGCAGCCUUAUAUUCCAAUGGUGUUGCACCAGCUUGUAGAAAUAAUUAACAGACCCAACACACCAAAGACGUUGUUAGAGAAUACAGCAAUAACAAUUGGUCGUCUUGGUUACGUUUGUCCUCAAGAGGUGGCCCCCAUGCUACAGCAGUUUAUAAGACCCUGGUGCACCUCUCUGCGAAACAUAAGAGACAAUGAGGAAAAGGAUUCAGCGUUCCGCGGGAUAUGUACCAUGAUCUCGGUCAACCCCAGUGGAGUAGUCCAAGACUUUAUUUUUUUUUGUGAUGCUGUUGCUUCGUGGAUUAGCCCAAAAGAUGAUCUCCGAGACAUGUUCUGUAAGAUUCUUCAUGGAUUUAAAAAUCAAGUUGGGGAUGAGAAUUGGAGGCGUUUCUCUGACCAGUUUCCUCUUCCCUUAAAAGAGCGCCUUGCAGCUUACUAUGGAGUUUAACCUCAUGUACUGUAGCUGCAGUCCCAUAAUUAGAGGUCCUUCAGUCUGGGAGACUAUGAGGGAGCCUCUGCACCCAGGGAAAAUGUUACCCUUUACUGGGGGGAAGGGUAAACCAGUAGGGAAUACAGUACAAUCCCAACCCUACUGGGAGGGGCGGGAGGGAGGUGUUGCCGUCACUGUAUUAAGUCGAUGUUGGGAAAUGUUUUAACAUCUGGAGCCUUUGUGGGUGGAAAUAUGUCUCCUAUUACAACUCUGCACUGGAUGUGAAGAAGAAAAAAAAAAAAAAAAUCUAGUCACAAAACAGCACAUUCUGGAAUAUUGUGGGGAAUUGUACCAAAAUAAGAACCAUAUAAUUGAACUGUGGGAAUACGUAAAGAGGAAAACUAUUUUGCGCACAAUAAAGAAAACCUAAGAAUGGGAGUCACAAACAGUAAAAGGCGUUCUGUUUUCGUUUGUUUUUUUUAAGUAAGGGUUUUCUACAUUAUUUCAUCUUGCUUGAUGGGAUUCUUAGGUAUCUGCAUGUUAAUGAAGAACUACACAAAUGAAGUUAGUACAGUUAAAAUGGAGCUUGUGUGUAUUAGGAGCAGGCACUUGCAGUGUACAAUAUAGAAACCCCAUCAUAAAUCAAUAAAGGUUAACCUGGACAAAAUGAAGCAACCUGCAAGCUGCCAAAUGAGUCACUCCUUUCAUUUUGGGGAUAAGGGGAGGGACAUUUCAAAGGAAAGAUUGACAUCUUAAUUUUUACAUUAAAAAAAGAAUUAAAGUAGUAGAUAUUAUUUUAAUUAUUGUACUUCAUUAGAUUUAAUUUCUAGAGUAAGGCAUUAUUCUUAACGUGCAGUUUAAGGUUCAGGCAUGCGUUCUGGCUCAUAGUGAUCAGAAGUAAUUUAAAUUAGUGGGAAAGUAGCAUGCUUGCAUCACAUAGAGUGAAAUUGGUAUACAUUUACCUAUGUUGCGCCAGUUUUGUGUUGCAGUUUACCAAUUCAAUAUAACCCUGCAUUUAAAAUUCCUUUUCUAAGAUUCUGUGGAUUUUCUUUUUAUUAAGACUAUAGAUAUCAAGUACUGUAGUUAAUAAUUAGGCCUUGAAAUACCUUUUUAGGAUCUGUUAAGAAUAAGAUUGAUAUUGUAUUGUGUGUAACCUGCACAAUGUGGAAAGCUGAUAUAGCUGUGCAAAAUAUUUGCCUCUGUGCUGUCAGUGUGAUGUGCUUUCUGCAUGGUUAUAUACUAGUGAUUUUAUCAGAACCUCUAAAAAUGAGUUACAUGGUAAGACCCGUUAAAGGCUGCAUAAAUGUUAGUUGGCACAUAAAAGACAAUUGUAGAAGUUGAUGACAUGAUUGCUAUAUUUGUGUUUAUUCCCACUCAACAUAUUACCUACUACGCUUUCUUUUUGUUCAAAGCAUGAUCUUAAAGAGAUGUUUAAGUUAAUGGAUGUAAUGCAGGGUAUCUACACUGUAUCGGCGCAUGUUGGUGGCCCUUUGAUGUAGUUAAAUGCACAAGGGUGCAAGUUUAAAGCUACAGAGUGAAAGUUGGUUUGGAUCCUCUUCAUUUCAUUUGUUUAGCUUUUCUGUUUUGUUUUUUUCCUCUACUUACAUGUAUUCCUGUGAAUAAAUCCUUGUUAAGUUAACCCUUUA